AUGGAGAACUCAACUGAGGUUGUGUCUUUUGUGCUGGCAGCCUAUGGUCAUAUUGGGGAGUUAAAAUACCUGUACUUCAGCCUAAUGCUGUUAUGGUACCUCUCCGUAUUGACUGUCAACACAGUUCUUAUUAUUGUCAUAUAUGUGGACAAAAAGUUACAUGAGCCGAUGUAUAUAUUGCUAUAUAAUUUGUUCGCAAAUCAAAUAGGUGCCAGCACAGCACUGUAUCCUCUUGUGAUGUCACAGAUGUUUUCAGACACCCAUGAAGUGACCCUGCCAUGGUGUUUUCUGCAGACAUAUUAUCUCUACAUAUGUGCAUCGGUUGAGCUUUGCAGUUUAGUAGCCAUGGCUUAUGACAGAUAUGUCGCCAUCUGCUGUCCUUUAUACUACAAUGUCAUUAUGAACACAAGACAAGUAGGAACGCUGAGUGUUCUUGUAUGGAUGUAUCCAUUUAUCAACAGUGUGUUCUCAUUUUCUUUCGUCGUCCCUUUGAAAUUUUGUGGAAAUGUCAUUGACAAAGUGUUUUGUGACCACUACUUAAUAAUUAAACUUGCAUGUUCAGUUUCAGUACUCAACCAAGUAUCUGAUCUGCUUUAUGCCUUUUCAACUAUUGUUAUCCCAUUUAGUCUCAUUUUAAUCUCUUACAUGAAGAUUUUGCCUGUUUGUCUGAACACCUCUGAAGAAAACAGGCAAAAAGCUGUCACCACCUGCACACCUCAGAUUGUCUCAGUUUCCAGCUUGUUUAUCGGCCUCAUUUUUCACUUUUCUGAUUCAAGGUUUGAUGUGGCCCUUGUGUCGGAUAAAGUACGCAUUUUUCUCUCGCUGUUUCUCCUCAUUUGCCAACCUAUGGGCACACCAAUCAUGUAUGGAUAUAAAUUACCGAAAAUAAGACAAUCAUGGAAACGAUUUCUGUUUGAUAUAAAAUAA
Molecule: messenger RNA, 927 nt
Organism: Acanthopagrus latus (yellowfin seabream)
Lineage: Eukaryota; Metazoa; Chordata; Actinopteri; Spariformes; Sparidae
Product: olfactory receptor 4D1-like
Exons: 1
Coding region: 1-927 (308 amino acids)
Biological process (GO): G protein-coupled receptor signaling pathway
Cellular component (GO): membrane
Molecular function (GO): G protein-coupled receptor activity; olfactory receptor activity
Source: RefSeq, a predicted model, not a curated record